CUUGGGACUGGACUGGACGACGCUGUCGUUGUUGUCCUCUAGGGACUGUGGCCUGGGACGCGUACAGCGCGGGCAUAGAAAACCAAAAUCUUAUCCAGGUACAACUGGCGUGCGCGCCAAUCAUGGCGAGAUGGGCUGUGGGAGACAGCAGGGACCCCUUUAGGUCUAUGGGCAACCGCUCUUCAGGUGUUGGAACGCGGUCGCGUUCGGCCAAAGUUUCUGUAUCGCAGGGGCAAAUACACGCCACAUCCCAAAGGGCGGUCGGUGUGGCAACCCUUGACGUCUUUCAGUUCAUGGGCAACGCAUACGAGGGCAUGGGGUCUUCGAGGUUACAGCAAGGAACCCCGGAACAUCGGAGAGCUAGCGAUAUUUCCAGAUCCAUCGCUCGCCGGUCCGCACGAUCUUCCUCACCAUCGAGCGAUAGCGAUUCCAGCACAGCGUCAUACCAUACUGCACCUCUGUCAACUCCACCACCCUCACCCCCGCGCCAGCGCCAGCGACAACUGUACUCUGCGGACGUAACAGCCACUUCAUCCCAUGGAGCCAAGCCAUCUUCGCAUAGACCUAUUCUUCUCCCCAAACCAUCAGCCUCAAGAGGAAAGAGGCCAGCUCAAGCCUUAGCUGUACCCGUCAAGCCAGAACACGAUGACAGUACAAACCCAUUUGAAGGCGCCUCCACGAGAAGCUCGACGUCCCGCUUUUCGAAUCAGCUAGCGUUGAAUACUCCGCCACCUUCCACCAAGCAGACUUUUAUUGGAUAUAACCCUAGCACCGGAACGCUCAUCAAGCAAGAGCCUGGAAGUGAAGACGAAUUUCCGCCGAGUCCAACUCGAGUCCCUGUCAGGAGGACUGCUGCACCUGUGAAACGAGAACAAGAAGCCCCUCUUAGGACCCCGCUUUUCCUUCCACCUCCAAGUCGCAAGCUCCAUCCUUCCGUCAAGUUUGAGAAUGUCAAUGUACCGUCCACCUCAAAGCUGGAACCAACUUCGUCUACCAGUACACCGAAAAGGCGAGGGUUUCUUGCCACCGGUACGACGUUCCCAAAUGGUCUCGCCACUCCGGAAUCGUCUCCGGUGAAGCAAGCUCCAGCCUCUCGGCCCCGCUCAAGUGAUACCGACAACAUGAAGCAAGAAGACACUAAUGUCGAUCCUUCUAGUUCUGAACCUGAAACCCAGAAGACGAGUGCGAAGAAGGUUCGAGGGCCAUUCCAACCCUUCAGCGUCAGGCCUCUGAAGGUUGCUCGCCUCAAAGCGAAGCAGAAGACCGAGGACGGCAAUCUCACGGUUGAAUAUUGCACCGACAACGGCCACACAUUGAAGUGGUUCCAGCAGCUUGACUUCCAAGAUAUAGUUGCGGAAACCCUCGCACGCGAACGGAUGCGCCUCGACAAGGAUGAUGAUCUGCUAAAAGACGUCGCUCAGGGCAAGAUCUUGAACUACCACAUGGGGCUUGGGAAAACGCACGUUGCACUGGCAGUGGUGGCGGAAAGUCUCAGACAGCUGCAAAUGGUUUGCAGCCGACAGCGAAAGGCAAUGGGUCGGAAGCCGGUGCUGGUUUGUGCCGAAAAGUCGCUCCAUGAGCACUGGAGAGAGCACGCCAUCGCGCUUUUCAACUUCAAAGUGUUCGUAUACACCAGCGGAAGCCAGCGCAUACCGGAGGAUGCUGACAUUGUGAUUUCUACCAUCAACAUGAUUGGAAACCACCACAAGUCUGCCUAUUUCGAGAACCAACCUCAUAAAGCGCAUAUGACUCAGAUACACUGGUUCUACGUCAUCGUCGAUGAAUUCCAGAAUCAUAACAACCCGGAAACGCUUGGCGCCCGUGCGUUACUACGCCUCGAGAAGGACCAUGUCCUCUUGUUGAGUGGAACGCCUGCCGGGAACAGUCUCAAUGAUCUCCAGGUUCCAUUGGCUCUCCUCCAGCAUCCAUCCAAGCGCCCGGACUUCAGGCGAAGGGAAUACGAAGCCUACCACUCGGGAAAGAAGAACAGGAAUCCGCGUGCAGAGCAUGUCGUUACAUAUCACAAUCUUGAAAACGAUGUUCUCAUCGACUUGGUCUUCAUCAGACGACUGGAUGAAGAUAAGGAUUUACCUCCUCGUACCAAUCUUGUCAUCAAGAUUCCGUUCACUGAGGAAGAGAGAAAAGCCUACGAUACAGUGAAGGACAAGGUGGCGGGGCUACCUCGCUUGAUGCGAUGGCGACAAGGUUGUCUGCAUCCCCAACUCUUGGUUCGGGCUGGGAUUCUUACGCCGCCUGGCAAGACCAAAUCUGAAUCGGAGGUGGACAUGGACGUUGUGGAUGAGGUGAAGGACGAGAUGGAUAUGGACAUCGACGAUGAUAUUGUUCCCUACAUCCACGCGAAACAGGAGACCAGUGAGGAGGAUAAUGUGUACAGCGACAAGUACCUUUCCGGAAAGUUCAAGGUGGUACUCAACCUCCUCAGGAAGAUCAUAGGGGCGAGGGAGAAGGUCGUCAUUUUCUCCUCUUACGUGACCCUACUGGAACUUCUCGGUGAAUGCCUUGACGCCCGUAGAAUCAAAUUCAUUGAAUUCAAUGGAAAGAAGAGCACGCAUGAGCGAACCGGAGCGUUGGACGUCAUUGCUAAUGACCCGAGAUGCCAUGUCAUGUUGAUCUCCCUCAAGGCCGGGAGUGUCGGGCUUGAUAUUACCAGCUGCAACAAUGUCAUCCUCAUGGACCCUUGGUGGAAUCCCUUCGUCGAAGAACAAGCUAUCUCUCGUGUCCAUCGUUUUGGCCAGACUCGACCCGUCACUGUAUAUCGAAUCAUCACUCCUGAUACGAUUGAGCCUAGGAUUCAGGAGAUUCAGCAAGAGAAACGGACCCAGGUUGAAGCAUAUCUGGAUAUGUGUGCGGCGAUUACGAAGCAGAGGGAUGCUGUUCGUCUGGGAUAGACGUUGGCUUUGAUUGCCUUGGUGGUGGUGGAGGAGGAGGAGUUGAACGUUGAGUACUGAGUUAUAGUGUAUUUGUAUUUUGUGAUUCGGUUUUCUACCUUUGAUUUUUGAAUGUCGAGAUCUCGACCUUGGACUACCUACUACGACGCAAUUGUACAGUAUAAUAUGGAUACCUUUAUUGCGAGC
This is a messenger RNA of Coprinopsis cinerea okayama7#130, 3095 nucleotides long. RefSeq lists its product as hypothetical. Lineage: Eukaryota; Fungi; Basidiomycota; Agaricomycetes; Agaricales; Psathyrellaceae. The transcript has 19 exons. Gene Ontology annotation, molecular function: ATP binding; ATP-dependent chromatin remodeler activity. The coding region runs from base 123 to 2909 and encodes 928 amino acids. The record is from RefSeq and is a predicted model, not a curated record.